AAACCCACCCGUCAUUCCACAAAUGAAGAAGGGCUGGGAAAACCACCGUCAUUCCACUACUGAAGCUGGACUGGAAAAAAACACCGUCAUUCCGUUCUGGCAGCGCCAACAUGGGCAACACGACAGGACACGGCGACAUGAAGUCGGCUCACAAACCCUCGGUUUUGCUGGAAGUUGAGGACGUGAACAAGAGGACGCUGGGGAAGCUGAUCAUCAAGACUGUCGGCCACGAAGGUACAGAGACAGACGAGGAGGGGACGUAUCUACGACGACAGAUCCAAGCCUGCAUCUCUAACCUGGAGCAUCACAAGCCUGCCUUGUGGAAGGAUGCGAGGGUGUCGUUCUAUGGCCUCCAGGGUCAUGAAUACGUCAUACAGUCGGGUGGAGGUCGUCAUCGGUUUGUGGUUUUCCUUGAUGCCAAAGACGAAGUUACUUUGACAAAACGGAUAUAGGGUCUAUACAAGAACACACAAAAACAUUUUAACUGAAUAUGCAUAUGCGGUAUUCUGUCAAGACGUUUCUGUUUGAAUGCACAUGUUGAUUCGCGUCAUGUCUGUAUUAGCUAUAAACACACACCAUAUUCACUGAAAUGAAUAUCUUAUCUGACAAGUGGCUGUUUGCCAUGGAUGUACGGUAAUGAGGCUAGCACUUGUUAUCACUUGUGUUAGCAAAUUAAAAAACGAAGCUGACUCAAAGUGAACGACUUCUUUUCUUACUGUACAUGUCUUGCCCCCUACGAGGCAAUAUUUUACGGACGCUUCUCUUUCUAUCUAAGUCAAUAAGAGUUAUCUUUUCUUACCCUUUUUUCAAACUUCCGGAAAAAGCACGUGUUUCAAAUCAGUGGUUUCGACGCCUACUCAAAGGUCUUAUCACCAUUACUCAAGUGCUGACAUGUACAGGUUUUUUACCCUUUUUGUACUACGGGUUUAUGACGAUUAAAGAAACAAAUACAAGCAUCUUUUCGAAGUCGUUAUAGUA
Haliotis rufescens (red abalone) is the source of this 978-nucleotide messenger RNA. RefSeq lists its product as uncharacterized. The record is from RefSeq and is a predicted model, not a curated record. The transcript has 3 exons. Lineage: Eukaryota; Metazoa; Mollusca; Gastropoda; Lepetellida; Haliotidae. Bases 111 to 452 code for a protein of 113 amino acids.